Messenger RNA from Lucilia cuprina (Australian sheep blowfly), 2662 nucleotides. RefSeq names its product traB domain-containing protein. Bases 348 to 2300 code for a protein of 650 amino acids. Lineage: Eukaryota; Metazoa; Arthropoda; Insecta; Diptera; Calliphoridae. The record is from RefSeq and is a predicted model, not a curated record. The transcript has 5 exons.
GUUUUAAAAAGAAGAAGCAGCACGAAAGAAUAGAAGAAUCAGAAAAACUACGAAAAAAAUUUUUAAUUCGGUUUUUGAUUUUUUGAAAAUUUUGCAUUAUAUUUUCCCUUUUAUUUUGUUAUUGAAGUCAUACAAAAUACAAGUUUUUUACAUAAAAACUUUCCAACAAAAUUGUCAAAGAAAACGUUAAAAAUAAAUUAAAACAAAUGUCAUUACAACAUCUACUAUUUUUAUGAAUUUUAAACAUAGUUUACGUAAAAAACAAGCAUUCACUUUAAAUAUAAAAAACAACCAAUCCUCCGAAAAGAAUAAAAACGAAUUUGUUUUUGCAACCAAUUCUUCCAAAUAUGGACUUAUCAUCAUCGAGUUCUUCAACCUCCACCAAAACAUAUACGACAGCGACCGAUCUAUCACAGAGACAAACGCCAAAUCAAAUUGAUAAUGCCGAAACAAACAAGAGUACAGGUACAAUCAAUAACGAUGACACCGCCGGCAGUUAUAGUUUAUAUGACAGUGCCAUGGACAAUAGUCUAACAACUUUUGUUUCCUUUAGUGAAAGUGCCAACAAUAACAGUUCUUUAAAUUCCACCACAAACAGUAGUACACCCAAGACCACAACAUCGUCCAGUGAUAACUUUUCUCAUCUAAAUUCAUCCGGAUCAUCAUCUAUAAAUGAUUUUGAUACAACGAUAAAUGGCAGUGAAAUGGAAGAGGAUGAUAUCACAAGGACUACUUCUACGGCAACUUUAACUGAUGCAGCAACAGCUGCCACCUCUAAUACUACUGCCUCAAAUAAUUAUGAUUUUGGGCCUAAUUAUAAUAUUUCAAUGUCACAUAAGCCAGUUGAUCAUUAUGCUAAUAAUGCAAAUGCCAGCAUGUUAUUCAUACAAUCGGAGAGUACAGAGACCAAUACUUCUCAGGAAGAAGUCGAUCCUAAAUCUCAAUUAGCAAAUAAGACAAUAUUCAAAACAGAUAAUCCCAAUUUGUCAAUUAUAGAAAUUAACGAGAAUUCCAUUAAAGAACAGGAUAUUGAAAAUUCUGUAUUGGUUAUUGAGACUUCAUCUGAUGAUGAGGACACCGAUAAUCUUAAAAAGCAGCAGGGUAGUAACAUCACCAAUAUGACUGGAGCUAUGAGUUCUUUACCUCCCAAUGUUACAUCGUCUAAUAAAAAUAUUUCGCCCAAUAAAUUGCCAGCAGAGAAUGCAGCUGAAAAGAGACGCAGAAAAGCGGAAUCACUUAUACAUUCGAGUAAACAAAAACUAAAUAUUGCCAUUGCCGAGGCAUCGGCCGCUGAAUCAGCCUCACCAGCAGCUGUCGUUGGUGAAUCGGCUGUUGUUGGCAAUGGUAUACAGCCAGUGACUAAACGAGAAAUAAAAAUUUAUGACAGUCUUGAAGAAUUCGAAAAGAAUUUGCCAUCGACGGUUACUGUGCUGGACACACCGUUCGGAAGUAAAGUGUAUUUGGUGGGUACAGCUCACUUUAGUGAAGACUCACAGGAUGAUGUAUCAUUUGUUAUUCGUAAUGUCCGUCCAGACGUUGUUAUGGUCGAAUUAUGUCCAUCACGUAUACCAAUUUUAAAACUUGAUGAAAAAACCCUUUUAGAAGAAGCCAAAAAUUUCAAUAUAGCAAAAAUUCGCAAUAUAAUACAAUCGCAUGGUUAUAUUAAUGGUAUAUUCUUCAUUUUACUAUUGCAAAUGAGUGCACAAAUUGCCAAAGAUUUAGGCAUGGCACCCGGUGGAGAAUUCCGACGUGCUUUUGAAGAGAUUCACAAGUUACCCGGCUGUAUGCUACAUUUAGGUGACCGUCCCAUACGCAUAACAUUACAUCGUGCAUUGAGAGCACUGUCCUUGUGGCAAACAGUGAAACUUGUAUGGCGUCUAACAUCCACAGACACCAUAAGCAUUGAAGAAGUUGAAGAGUGUAAACAACGAGAUCUGUUAGAGAAGUUAAUGCAAGAAAUGGCAGGAGAAUUUCCAGCCUUCUCCGAUGUCUUUGUUAAGGAACGUGAUUUAUUCUUGUGUCACUCUUUGCAAUUGGCCGCCUUGCCACAACCGCCAGCAGAUGGUGCUGGUCAACCCAAACCGGUUAGAGUAGUGGGUGUUGUGGGCAUUGGCCACGCCAAUGGUAUAGCCAAGAUGUGGGGUCAUGUUGAUCCCCAGACAAUACCAGCCAUUAUGGAAAUCCCACCGGCAAGUUUAAGUACGCGUAUCUGCAAAUAUACCUUUAAAUACGGUAUAAUUGGAUUAACCAUCUUUGGAGCCUUCAAAUUGCUUAGACCGCGUUUGGCUCGUUUUUAUUGAUUUUCAUGGCAGCUUAUUUUCACACAUACACUUUCCUAGAAAACGUUUUAGUGCAACGUUAUGCUUUUAAAAAACCAACCAACCAACAAACAAACAAAUAUAUAAAAAAUAACUAGUGUUUAUUCAAUAUUAUGGCAAUUUAUUUUUAGGCAUUAUAAUGCAAUAUUAUAUUUAUUUUUUAAUCAAAUUCAAUGAUGAAAUAUAUACGUAUAUAACAAAACUAAAGGAUAAAAUUCUUAAUUUUUCAUUAUCAUUUUAUUUUUCACAAAUAAAAAUACAAGAACAAGAAAUUAAAACCACUGAUGCAGCUGUAUGAAUAAGAAUAAAAAAAGAAAACAUUCCAUGAAGAAGUGAAAGAAAAA